AUGAAGAAUGUACCGCAAAGGUUUCUGCUCGAUGAAGUCCCAGCCAGGUUUGACUCUCAGAAGCCAGUGCAAGAGGAGCCUGCAAGGCUGGACCCUAGUGAGGCUGUUGAAGAGCCUGAGGGUUCCCAGUCCAAGCAGGCCUUUGAGAAGCCUCUGACUUUGAACUAUCAUAAAGUUGAAAAGCCUGAGCGCAAGCCUACCGUGCUUGAGUGGCCGCCGCAGUUGGCGACCAACAGUGUGGUGACUUGGUGUCUGGUCCGUGUGAACGUGAAGCAGGACCUGCUGGGGAUUGGCCGGCUCAUACAGCCACAGCGUAUCACUCUAGGAGGUUGUGCUGCCACUGAGGAGGACGCUGACGCUCAUGUGAUCACCUUUGAAUCAGAGCUGCAUGGCUGUGGCAGUGAGCUGACGAUGACUGAGGAUGUGCUGAUCUACACCUUCACUCUUGCCAUAGUCAGCAAUGCCCUGAAGCCAACCUGGAUCCCCAACAUUUCCAACAUGGUGCCAGAGGAACUCCUCUACUUCUCCCUGAGGUUCAUGACUGCUGACUGGCAGUUUGAGAGGCCCUCCAACCAUUACUAUCUUGGUGACAUCAUCAACAUGGAAGCCUCGGUCAUGCCGUACCACCACGUUCCCCUCCGUGUCUUUGUGGACCGCUGUGUCGCCACCUUGGCGCCUGAUGUCCACAUUAUCCCUAGAUAUUCUUUCAUUGAGGACCAUGGGUGUCUGGUUGAUGCCAAGUUGACCGGCUCCAGCUCCCAGUUCCUGUCCAGAUCCCAGGAUGACAAGAUCCAGUUUCAGCUGGAGUCCUUCAGGUUCCAACCACAGAAUGAUUCCCAACAGCUCUACAUAACAUGUCAUCUGAAAGCAUCUGCAGCCUCUUCCCCCAUUGAUGCUGAGAACAAGGCCUGCUCUUUCACAGAUGGCUGGAAGGCUGCAGGUGGAGAUGACCUGGUUUGUGGCUGCUGUGACUUCCGCUGUGCUGUGAGGAAGGCUGGAGAUCUGGACAGUGAUUCAGGCACCACUCCGCCCCGGGUACAACUGUACUCUCUAUCAGUUCCGGUGACCAAGGCUAUAGAGACCUACAUUGAGGACUCCCUAGCUGCAGGGUUCAUCCGUCCUUCUGCCUCCCCUGCCGUUGCAGGGUUCUUCUUUGUGGAGAAGAAGGACAAAACCCUGUGCCCGUGCAUCGACUUCCGCGGUCUCAACAACUUCACAGUUCUCCAACACAUCCUGGAGAACCAGCUUUUUGUAAAAGCAGAGAAGUGCAAAUUCCAUCGCUCAACCAUCCCCUUUCUGGGUUACAUCAUCACUGCAGGGAGUGUACAGAUGGAUCCCGGAAAGUUACAUCCCUGCGCCUUCUUCUCCCACCGCCUCAAUGCCACGAACAGGAACUACGAUAUGAGGAAUCGUGAGCUUCUCGUGAUGAAGAUUGUGUUGGAGGAGUGGAGCCUGUCCUCCGGGUUCCACCCCGAGUCCAAUCGCCAGUUGGAGAGAGCCAACGAAGACCUGGAGACGACUCUGUGCUGCCUGGUCUCAGCCAACCCCACCACCUGGAGCCAGCAACUAGUGUGGGUCGAAUACGCCUGCAACACUCUUCUUUGCUCUGCCACGGGUCUAUCGUCCUUUGAGUGUUCCCUGGGGUGUCAGCCCCCGCUCUUCCCUGAGCAGGAGUAA
Molecule: messenger RNA, 1677 nt
Organism: Oncorhynchus kisutch (coho salmon)
Lineage: Eukaryota; Metazoa; Chordata; Actinopteri; Salmoniformes; Salmonidae
Product: zona pellucida sperm-binding protein 3-like
Exons: 11
Coding region: 1-1677 (558 amino acids)
Biological process (GO): egg coat formation; binding of sperm to zona pellucida; positive regulation of acrosome reaction
Cellular component (GO): extracellular matrix
Molecular function (GO): acrosin binding; nucleic acid binding
Source: RefSeq, a predicted model, not a curated record